AUGGUGCGCACACAGCCUGACCAUGUUCACCCAUUCAGAAGUAAAGUAAAAGUCCACAAUGGUGGAGUAGUGGUAACACACUCGCCUCACAGGUCAGAUGAGCGGAUUCUGAACCCUGACGUAGCCUUUGGAUAUGCACCGCUGAUGAGCUCUAAUAAGAGCCACACGCGAGCCCAGUUCUUCCUCCCCCCUUCCCCACUCACCAGAAUGUUUGAGCCGGGACAGGAGGACGGUCUUUCAAACGACAGUCACGUGAGUAUGCAUUCUACAAAAUCACGCAGCCACCAACGCCUUAAAUGCAGUAGUUCAGCUGCAGCGCCCUGUCGGUGCGCAACUGCCAUGCUACCCGAAAGAAGCACGAGGGCUGAGAUACUGUGGGGCUGCCGAAGCCUAGACAGGGGAAGUCGAGAGUUAGAGAUCGGGUUCGAACGACGGACCUUCCGGUACGGUUUUCGCGAAAUAUACUCAUGUGUCGCGACAUUUCGAAUAUCGUACCAACCGAAACAUGAGGCUGCCUCGUGCAGCACAUUCAGUCACUUGAAAACAUCACAAACGGGAGAUUCAGCUGGGUUUAAG
This is a messenger RNA of Opisthorchis viverrini, 576 nucleotides long. RefSeq lists its product as hypothetical. The transcript has 4 exons. The record is from RefSeq and is a predicted model, not a curated record. The annotation marks the transcript as partial. Lineage: Eukaryota; Metazoa; Platyhelminthes; Trematoda; Opisthorchiida; Opisthorchiidae.